CGUCCCGGGGCCCCGCACUCGGGCCGUCCCGGGCUGGGCGGUGGGAUGGAGGCCCCGGCGGAGCUGCUGGCGGCCCUGCCGCUGCUGGUCACCGUGCUGGUCCUGCUGCUCGCCUCGCUGUGGGUGCGGCGGGCCCAGGCCCGGACCCCUCCCCGGGACCCCCAGCCCCAUCCCCCAGCCGCCGAGAGCCGGGACCCGACCCCCGCAGACGCCCCCCGGAGUGACCCCCCGGAGCCGGCCGCACCCAGACACCCGGAGGCCCAGAGCCAGGACAGCCCCGCCGGGCCGCCGGCGGAGGCCCAGCUCCCGCCCCCCCAGGACGAAGUCCCCGACCGCCCCCCGCCCCCCCAGCCUCCUGCCCAGGGACAGGAGAAAGAUCCCACUAAGGUCCAGCCCUCCGAGGAAGAUGAUCUGGACUCGGAGAGUGAAAAGCUCCCUGCAGCUGAGGAGCCUGAAGAGGAGGAGGAGGAAGAAGAGUUCUCCUUUAAGUACAGCCCCGGAAAGCUGAGGGGAAACCAGUAUAAGAACAUGAUGACCAAAGAAGAGUUGGAAGAAGAGCAAAGGAUUGAGCUGACCUCUGACCUCACCUCUCUGUAGCAAGUACCUUAGGUCCUCGGCCACAAACAUUCUUACAAAUCUUUUUGAGCUGAAGAGUGUAUGAAGUUGCCCCUAGAGUCCUCCUAGAGAUUUUGUCUUUUGGCAGCUUAAACACUUGAGAAAUUAGCCAGACUACACAGACACUCGUGUGGGAACACUUAGUUGCACACCCCAAUGCUUUGCCAUGUAUACACACUGACAGAUGCAUACACACAUGCGUGUGUGUGUGUGUGUGUGAGACCCUCAAUGAGUGAAACCCUCUCUUUGACUUUGAAAGGGGGCACCAAAUCAUAUUCUUUGCUCUCUAUUUAAAGGAAUUGAUCAUUCAGGCCCUGCAGGUGUGAAAGACUGGAAGGCGAUGGGCAUUCUAACAAGGCCUACCCUUGCCCUCCUUAUCCAUUUCAGAUAGUGAAUAAUUAUGGUUAAGCGCUGGGGUAGAUACGGGAUCAGAUAUUCCCUGUCCCACCCUGGGCUCACUGUCUAAGAGGCAGGGAGAGCAGGUAUCCCAUCUCCAUUUUACAGCUAGGGAAACUGAAACCCAGAGAGGGUAAGUGAUGUGCCCCAGGCCCCACAAAAGGCCGGAGGCAGAGCUGGGAUGAAAAGUCAGGUCUGCUGACUGCCAGGUCCGGGCCCUUUCCGCCGGGCUGGGUGACCUGUUGAGGUUUAAAGGCAUUUAGAGGUUUCAAGUCAGAGCACAGCCCAUCUCACUCGUUCCCCCAACAUUCUCCAUGUGAACCACAUCCUGUACUGUCCUGACACCGUGAGAAAUGAGGAACUACACACACCCUGUCUUGGUCUGCUACACUCGAGCCCACCCCCCCCGAUGCUAAGCAGGUCCCCCGACUUUUCCCCACUGCACUGUUCCCUCUUGUCUGGGACCCCUGGAUAAUUCAAUAAAGACCAGUGGAGGGGUGAAUGAAGGACAGACGGACAGAUGUAUGGACAGACGAGUGAAUACACGGAUGAACGAAUCUGCAAAAAUUGCAAGAGCCAAAUUGGCUUCCUCCAGCUGAGGCCCAUCCCUAAGAGGGAGAUUUUCAGGUGUCCAGGGAUGGGGACGGGGAUCCCUGAGGGGCUCAUCCUUGCUCACUCUGCUGGCCUCCACCUCCAGCUGUAGCUUUGGUCAUUAGAAUAGCAAUAAUCAGAGGCCGUGGGCCCCUUGGCUUUGCCCUCCCCCUAGGAGGAGCCCCAGGCUCUGUCUUUAGUCCAGCCCCAGGCCGGCUUCUCAGAGAUUCCCUAUGCUUCCCUUGGACUGCACUUAUGCUAGGCUGAUUGGUGGCAGUCGGCCCUGAAGUGGGUAGUUGCCAUGGCAACAAGCCCCGAGCUGGUGCCAUUCCCAGUAAAUUUUCACUUCUGGGACGGAAGAUGAGACCCACUGGCACUAAGUGAAACCACCGGACAUGAGGGCACUAGACAGAUGGACAUUCUGAUAGAUACCUUAGAACAGCUGCGACCGUGACCAUUUGGGCACCCAAACCACCUAGAUUUUGCUAGCUUCGGCCUCCCCGCCUACCCCAAGACGGUCUGGAUGAAUCUGGCUCUUUGCAGUUACCUUUUUUUAUACAUGAGAGGGGCUCUUACACACCCGACUCCACUUCUGGUUGCUUGGAUCUCUGUUUUCUGGCCUCUGUUCGGCCCAAUAAACCUUUGAGUAGCUGAUA
Messenger RNA from Ornithorhynchus anatinus (platypus), 2258 nucleotides. RefSeq names its product matrix remodeling associated 7 (gene MXRA7). The record is from RefSeq and is a predicted model, not a curated record. The transcript is spliced from 6 exons. Lineage: Eukaryota; Metazoa; Chordata; Mammalia; Monotremata; Ornithorhynchidae. Bases 46 to 597 code for a protein of 183 amino acids.